Messenger RNA from Thelazia callipaeda (thelaziosis nematode), 621 nucleotides. Lineage: Eukaryota; Metazoa; Nematoda; Chromadorea; Rhabditida; Thelaziidae. The record is from the annotation of a GenBank genome assembly.
AUGGGUCGAGAAAAACGUAUGAGAUUGCCAGUUGGGCUAUUGAAUUCUGAAUUCCGUAAAAAGCGUGAAAUUGUUAAUACAGGAUAUGGCACCAUUAAUAAUAUCGAUAGUGAUCAUAGCGAUACAGAUGAUAAUUUCACGGAUCCACUUGACGUUCAAACUAUUUCAAAAGAAUUAAACGACGAAGAAUUGGAAAUUCUGGCAAGAAUCGUGCAAGAUCAGUUAGAUCGAUAUGUUCCCGAUGUACCAGUUGAUGAGUAUCGAAUUGUAAAGCUUCCCCAAGGUUCAGGUAAAAAACCGAUAUCAUCUUCAUAUGUCAACAAUAUCAAUGAUAAUUCGCAUAAAUUAGCUAUUCUGGGUGAUAGUGACCAACCGAAACUUGUGCUUCCUGUGAUUGAGCUUCCUUCAAAUGAUAUCUAUGAAAUGAACACGAAUGAACAGAUAGAAGAAGUACCUGAGUAUGUUUUUCUACCAGCAAAGAAAGUGAUCACAGUACCAACAAAUAGUGCAGAAAAUGAAUUAAUUCCGAUAGACGAAGACACGUUAAAUGAGUACGAGCUCAGAAACAGGAUAGCCGGAUUAGCCAACGCACUCAACGAACGUGCUACUCGAGCUUUAUAA